Messenger RNA from Gekko japonicus, 1494 nucleotides. It is a transcript of the gene ANKRD34A, whose product is annotated as ankyrin repeat domain 34A. Gene Ontology annotation, molecular function: protein binding. The record is from RefSeq and is a predicted model, not a curated record. Bases 1 to 1494 code for a protein of 497 amino acids. The transcript has 2 exons. Lineage: Eukaryota; Metazoa; Chordata; Lepidosauria; Squamata; Gekkonidae.
AUGGUCCAUACCGAAGGCAAUGCGCUGCUGAAGGCCGUCUGGCAAGGCAAAUUCCGGCUUACCCGCUUGUUGCUAGAGGGAGGGGCCUACAUCAACGAGGGCAACACCCAGGGAGAGACCCCCCUCAUUGCUGCCUGUAUAGCCCCCUACGAGGAUCCUCAGAACAAGCCCCGCAUGGUGAGGUACCUCCUGGAGAAUGGGGCCGACCCAAACAUCCCUGACAAGACGGGGAAGUCCGCACUGAUGCACGCCUGUGCUGACGGUGCCGGAGCUAAGGUAGCCACCAUCUUGCUAGAUCAUGGGGCAGAUCCCAGUGCCAAAGAUUACUCAGGGGCAUCAGCUUUGGUUUACGCCAUCAAUAAGGGGGACCGGGCAACCUUGCAGGUACUCCUGGAUGCCUGUAAGGCCAAGGGGAAGGAAGUCAUCAUCAUCACCACAGAUACGUCCCCCUCGGGGACCAAGAAGACCAAGCAGUACCUGAAUUCGCCACCAUCACCCGGUAUCGAAGAUAAGCAUUCGCCUGCUCUGUGUAUGUCACCCUCAGACAUCGAGGUGAGGACCGCCCAGUCCCCGGGAGGCAGCGAGAAGGAAGAGGAGCGAGACGUUUUCAACUUCACCAUGGGAACCAGACUCACCUGUAACCCCAUCCCACAUGGCAAAGGGAAGGAAGGCGAGGAAAAGGCCUCAGCACUCCCACCCAAAGGCAGGCCCAAGCAGCUGAAGAGGCUGAACUCAGAACCAUGGGGCUUGGUGGCACCCUCUGUUUUGGCUCAUCAGGAAAAGGCUCGGACCCCAGACGAAAGGAUGGUGGCGGAGAUGAACGGGCUGAGCCUCUCCAAGAGGCCACCGUUGUCUCGGAGGCACAGCAUGGAAGGCCAAGACCUGGAAGCAGCAUGGGCAGAAAAAGUCCAUUUCAGCCACCUCCACCAACCUCUCUCUCGGCGCAACACGGCUCCUGAAAACCAAGAAGGUGGCCCGGGUCCAGGUGCACGGGGUGCGGCCCACCACAAGCUGAACUGCAUGGAGCAUUAUGAAUCCGAUUCCCUCUGCCCGGACUCCAUCCCUGGCUCACCGGAUUCAGGCCGUGUUUCCGCGGAGAGGAGGAAGUACAAUGCCUCCCCGCUGACUCUGCCGGCCAGUUCGUCACGGGAGAGUUUGGAAAGCAUCCCCAGUGCCGUCUCCCCCAACAUGAUAAGACGCAGGACCCCAGGCCUCCUGGAGAGAAGGGGCUCUGGGACCCUGCUGCUGGAUCACAUUGCUCACACCCGUCCCGGCUUCCUGCCCCCUCUCAACUUCAACCCCCACCCACCCCUCCGUGACAUCCGGCCCAAUGGCAAGCCUCCCUCGCCAGUCCACAAGGGGUUGGUUCCAGUAGCCCCCACUUCCCCGAAGGCCAAGCGGCUUCUGAGGAGGCACUCGAUGCAACCGGAACAGAUGAAGCAGCUGGUCAGUUUCCAGAGCCUGAUCACACACGGGGACUCUGUGGCCAGUUAA